CUUCCCGACCCUGCUGCGCCCGAAAGAAAAAAAGAAAGGGGAACCCGGCACCAGCCUUUGAGAAACCGGUGAGAUAAGCUUGGUUUUGGCCUUCUUUUCUUGUUCUAGGACUGAAAUUGGAACCCAGAAAUUCUCCCCCCUGCUGGAAAAUCCGGAUCUGCUCUGUUCUUCCUUCCUCACCGCCGGCUGCUCCUGCUUUGUGGGGGCGAAUUGCUUUGAUUUUGGGUAAGAAGCAGCUACCAAUCCCUCUGUUCUUGCUUGAAUUAACUUGGGUCUACCUUAAUUGCUCUUGGGUUCCUUUAAUUUUGGGGCAAAACCCGUGAGUUCCCUGCAGGAUUUCUUCUUCCAUGCCGUCGACUCUUCCCCAACUGCAGCUCCGGUUUUAGCUGGAGAAUUCUGGUUCUUGAUCCUUGGGGUGCUUUAGUACGUGAAUUGAGAGUUUGGUUUUAUGUGAGUGAGGUAAGUAAAUUUAUGGUAAUGCCCGUACUGUUUUUAAAAGCAUGUUUUGAUUUGUUUUUGAAGUGAUGGUGGGACUAAACCCGUUUUACACAAGUAUGACUGAUUUGAAGUGAAAUUUUAUGCUUUUCAUUAAAUUGAGCAUGCCUACUUGGAAUUUAAUUGAUUGUCCUGAUGAUCUGAAAGUGAUUGGUGAAUUAUGUUUUUCUGUUAACUUCAGCCUGUUUUGUCUCCGAUGUGGUCAUGUUUCUGUAAUCCUACUAGUGGGGGUUAAACGCUAGCACAUGUCGGCACAUGUCGAUAUGUUAUUAAUAGAACUGGUUCGUUUCUGUAACCCUGCUAGUGGGGGUUAUACACUAGUAAUUUCUGUAGCCUGCUAGUGAGAGGUUUAUGACACUGGCCGUGACCUAUAGAGGAGACGUCUAUUUCAUUCCCGUAUUGUAUCCGUUUUUCGUGACUGUACUUGUUGGCAUGCUAUAAGUUUAAUAAGGGCACUCCAUAUUUUACUUACGAGUUUAUCUCAUAGUUUUUUCUUGUCCACCAUUUCAGGAACCGAAACCGAGGACGGGAAAAUCACAGGAAGUGACGAGUUAGAAGACUAGCCAUUGUAAUUGGAUAUGAAAUUUUAGAGAUAAAUCAUAAUCUUGUAAGCUAGAGUGUAUUUGGAGAUUUAUGAUAUUAGAGUGAAUUAUAAAAUUUGAUCUUCAGA
Rubroshorea leprosula is the source of this 1165-nucleotide messenger RNA. The record is from the annotation of a GenBank genome assembly. NCBI's taxonomy places the organism in Eukaryota, Viridiplantae, Streptophyta, Magnoliopsida, Malvales, Dipterocarpaceae.